This is a messenger RNA of Thamnophis sirtalis, 3804 nucleotides long. RefSeq names its product calbindin 1 (gene CALB1). Gene Ontology annotation, cellular component: nucleus; terminal bouton; synapse. Gene Ontology annotation, molecular function: calcium ion binding. Gene Ontology annotation, biological process: regulation of presynaptic cytosolic calcium ion concentration; regulation of long-term synaptic potentiation. The record is from RefSeq and is a predicted model, not a curated record. NCBI's taxonomy places the organism in Eukaryota, Metazoa, Chordata, Lepidosauria, Squamata, Natricidae.
GAGAACGAGGAGAACUUCUCCGGGCAGAGAGCCGGUCAGCACCGCGGACAGAGGCACCUAACAACCGCGCCAUUGACCUCCCUGCUUCGCUUGCGCCCGCCGGUUGCCCAAGACUCGCGCCAUGACCGCGGAGGCUUACCUGCAAGAGGCGACGGUGUCGGCAAGCCAGUUUUUCGCGAUCUGGCGCCAUUACGACGCUGAUGGUAAUGGAUACAUGGAUGGAAACGAACUGCAGGGUUUUAUCCAAGAACUGCAGCAGGCACGACAGAAAGCUGGCUUGGGCUUAACCCCAGAAAUGAAAACUUUUGUGGACCAUUUUUCAAAGACUUCUGAUGGAAAAAUAGGAAUUGUAGAGCUUGCUCAGGUACUGCCAACAGAAGAGAACUUCCUAUUAUUCUUUAGAUGCCAGCAGCUGAAAUCUAGUGAAGAUUUCAUGCAGAUAUGGCGAAAGUAUGAUAGUGACCAUAGUGGAUAUAUUGAGGCUGAAGAGCUUAAGAACUUUUUGAAAGAUUUACUGCAGAAAGCAAAUAAACAGAUUGAUGAUUCAAAACUAUCAGAAUACACAGAUAUUAUGCUCAAGAUGUUUGAUGAAAACAAUGAUGGAAAGCUGGAACUGACAGAAAUGGCCCGGUUAUUGCCAGUACAGGAAAACUUUCUCCUUAAAUUUCAGGGUAUUAAAAUGUGUGGAAAGGAAUUUAAUAAAGUUUUCGAUACAUUUGAUUCAGAUGCAAAUGGCUACAUAGAUGAACAGGAAUUAGAUGCUUUGCUAAAAGAUCUCUGUGAAAAGAAUAAAAAGGAAUUAGAUAUCAAUAACCUUGCAACCUACAAGAAGAACAUUAUGGCCUUGUCCGAUGGAGGAAAACUUUACAGGACAGAACUUGCUCUCAUCCUCUGCGCUGGGGAAAAUUAAGAGACCAUCUCUCAUUUCCACUCCAACUAGUGAUAUAUUGUAUCUUAAAAAAAAUAAAACAAAACAAAAUUAACUGUGCAUUAUAAGAGAGUAGGCUUUAUUUCUUUUAUACUUUGUAAAUUUAAAAUUGCACAUAGAUAAUUAGCCAGGUUAUGUGGCACAUUCUUUUCAGCUUGUUUCUACUAUGUUCGUAAUGUACAGCUUUUGUAACUAAAGACGAUGUCUUAAAUUACCCUGGGCCAGUCUGUCAAUGCAUUUACCAAUAAACAUGGCUUUGUUUCUGUGAGACAUGGGAGAAAGUUUUAAGAGCACAGCUGAGAUUGGUAUUGGCUAGGUCUCCAUAAAGCAAAUAGAUUUUUGACAAUGUCAGAAAGAAACACACAUUCAAAAUCAGUUUUGGAUAAUGGGGAAUUUCUUUUUUUUCCUUUUCCUUCCUUUCCUUGUAAAGGAAUGUAGCACACGGAUAAGAGGGAGGCUGUUGGGAUCCACCAGAAUCAUUUGGUGGUGUCAUCUUCUAGAAAGUGAUGGUCAGCCUUUUUGUCAAGUGUACUAUAAGUCAAUCAGUCCAAAAUGACUAGUCACCUCUUUUUAGGAGAUAUCCCAUAUCUAAAUAUGCCAGAAACCAUUGAGAAAUGUUUUAAGAAUUUCAUUUUUAGCAGUUUCAGUCGAGAAAAGAUCUGGGCAUAGACACAUCAGCAGUGCUUUGGUUUACUAUGAUCAAGUCAACUUCCAAUAUGUUAUAAAUGUCUUGUUCUCCAGCUUCCUUAAAUUCACUACCAAGGUCAAACAGAGGCUCUGGGUGUGAAGGUGCUGAACUUCCUGAGAAGUUUUUAAGCUUCCUUGUUGCCUGGCAAGAACAACAUUGUAUUUUUACUGGACAAAUGGCAUGUUUUUAAUCAGUUAAAAAUCAAUACACAAAUUUGCCUCAUAUUUCACUUUCAAUCUUUAGCAUUUGUAAAUGCUGUUAUGUCAGAGAAUGUCAGUCCAUUUUUCUAAAGCUAUUUCCACAUUUUGCAUAAUACAACUCUUGCAAACUGCUAUUUUUACAUAAUUUUAUGUAAUCUAUAAUUAAAUUUCAUAUGCUAAUAUACUGGUACACAAUUUGUUUGAUAUUCUGUUCUAUCACAGAUGAUAAAGGCUCCACAAUCGCAUGGAUCAAGCCACAACCCAAUUAAUUUUCCAAAGUCUAGGAAAUUCUCCAAUUUCCAUAAGAAAUAGUCGAUUUAUCUCCUAAUUUUUAUAAGUGGUUGAGGCAUAUUCAGUGCAAAUAAAAUUGCUUUAUCAUCUAUGUAUUGUACCUAACCUAGAAAUGACACAAGGAACACAGAAAACAUGUGUCUGACUCUAUACAUACCUACAUCACAAAUUCCAUUUAAUUAUUUUGGGUAGGAUUGUGUCAUUUAGUUGUAACAAUCCAAUAAAAGUACACUGUACUACCUGCUUAUCACAAAAGGAAGCUAUAGAGGCUGACUCUCAAUCAUAUCAAUUCAAAUGUCAUUAUAUAAAACAUUUUAAAUAUUGUUUAUCAAAUCUUCAUACAUUCAUUUAUUUUAAUCCUUUUUGGGAAACUGUAUAUUAACUGGGCUGAAAUUUAUUCAUUGCAUCCAAUCUACAUAACUUCCAAACAAAUGUGAUAAUAUCCCCAAGUCUGUAUUAGUGUUGAUUUAACUUGUAAUGCAUCUACUUUAUUACUGUAUGUUUUCUUGAUCAUUCAAUUCCUUUAAAUAUAUUUUCAAAGACAGUUACUUAAUAUAAGGCUGCAUUUUUUUCCUACUGGUACCAUAUGACUAGAAUGUACAUUUCAUUGAUACCAAUGAGAUCCAAUUAGUAAGUGCUUGUAUGUUUUUUUUAAUUUAUACUACCAUUAUGAGUGUUUCUUAUCAGAAAGGUUACUGCAUCAAGGUUAUUACUUAAUCAGGUCAGAAAGUUCUUGUCUUAAUUCUACUUGAAGCAUUAACCAUUUAAAUAAUGGUAACUUGUAAGGGCUGUUGCCUGUUCAAAGGAUUUGCAUACUAUUUCAGCAGUAGGCAGCUUCAUAUGGUUAUGGGGCUGUUUUAUUAGCAUUUAGGAAUACUAUGAAGAGAUAAAGCUACAAUCAUUUAGCUAACUGGAAAUGAUAUCAGACAUCAGUAAGUCACUUGAUAUAUAAUUAUGGCUUUUGAAAAAGCUCAUCUUACAGAAUAUUCCUUUUAUUUACCACGGUAGAUAUUUAUUCAUACAGGAUUAAUACUCCUAUUGAUCAAAAUAUCAAUCUUAAUUGACUCAAAUGUUACUCAAGAUGAAUCUAUAAUUAAGCAUCUAAAUAUACAUGCCCUAAUUUUUGUUAAUACUGUGUGGCUACAAAGCCCAGUGGCAUUUAAUAAGAGCAGCUGCUAUGAAUUUUGAGAAAUUAGGUCAAUGAAUAUUAAUUACCAAUUAAUCUUAGUAUAUUUUAUUAUAAAUUAAAGCAUAAGGAUAUAUGUAUAUUUUGCUGGAUGUUCCCUCCCAACUCUUUACAUGAAAGAAAAAAAAUCUUAUUCUAUGAAUGUGAUCAGCUCAAAGUGGAGUUGAAAACGUAAAGGUAACAGUCAUACAUUGUAUACCAUAUUUGCUAUCAUCAUUUCUCUAGUCUUUUUCACUUGCAUCGCUGUUCUUGGGUGUCAAAUGAACACAUUAUCAUAUUCAUAAAAGAAAAUAAAUUAUGUUCUCAAGAAUGAUCCCAGCACUAUUAUUAUUCCUUUUAUGUCGUCAUCCAAGGAAACCACUAGCUUAGUGAUGGAAAGCAUUUUCAGGCAAAUUUUCAAGAGCUAUGUCAGGAUUUCAAGUAUACAACCAUAGCAAAUAGAAUUCUGAGACAGGUUAAUUCCUCAAAGAAUAGCUUUAUUGGAUAUAUCACAUUGGCGCAGGCUGGUGAA